Oryzias melastigma (Indian medaka) is the source of this 7567-nucleotide messenger RNA. Its product is annotated as prune homolog 2 with BCH domain. The transcript has 18 exons. Gene Ontology annotation, biological process: apoptotic process. Lineage: Eukaryota; Metazoa; Chordata; Actinopteri; Beloniformes; Adrianichthyidae. The record is from RefSeq and is a predicted model, not a curated record. The coding region runs from base 295 to 6246 and encodes 1983 amino acids. Gene Ontology annotation, cellular component: cytoplasm. Gene Ontology annotation, molecular function: exopolyphosphatase activity.
GGGAGGGGGGGCAUCCAUCCUUCCGCAGGGAGCGCGCCUCCGCUGGAUCUCCUCUUCUCACCGUCACACCCACUAGCUCCGUGUCGUGGGUUCACCCCGCGGAGAAGGGGAGGACCAUCAGCUCACGCAGCGGCAGCGAGUGCUGCAGUGCGAGCGCAGCAGGAGACCCAGAAGGGAGGAAACACACUCACACACACACGCACUCACACACGCUCGUGCACAUAUCAAUAACGUAAUUGCCGAAACUUGGUUUAUGGAGAGAUCUGCAACAGCGCCGCAGCGACGCAGGCCGACAUGGAAGAGUAUUUGCGGAGGGUCCAGAGCAGAGUCGCGGCAGAUCUGUCAGACAGUCCCAUCCAUGUGGUUUUAGGUGGACCAGAGCCAAAUGUCGACACUGUGGCUGCAACACUGUGCUUAGCUCUGCACCUCAACCUGGAGGAAAAAUCUGGUGGACUGUGUGUGCCGGUGCUGUGCAGAGGUCCAUGCCACACCGUGCUGCCUGAGGAAACUCUAAAGUUUUUGCAGAGGGUAAACAUCCCUGAUAGUUUGCUGCUGUGGAAAGAACAUAUAGCCCUGGUGGAUCUUCAUCAAGCUGAGAGGCUCUCACUCACUCUGCUUAGAGAUGGAUUGCUCAAAAGCUCUGAGUACCACAUCCUGGAGUCCAGCAUUCGGCAAGUGGUCCAUCAAAACGUGCGGAGAGAUGCAGGGGGUGAUGGGAGACUGUCCGCAGUCACAACAGUCGCCAGGAAGAUUCUUCAAGAAGCAGCGGAGCACAUCAGUGCGGCGCUGAGGGAGGUUCUCGGAGAGGCUCUGAAGCUGCAGAGAGACGUGUGGUGGACCGAACACGGCUGUCAGUCCGAGGAGCUGGAGGAGCUUGUGAGAUGUUUGGAUCAGUGGGAUGACUUCAGUGUUGAGCAACAGAGUGACAUGAAUCAACAAGAACCGAUGCUGCAGCUGACGACGAAGCUGAGGGAGUUUUCUGACGGAGAGACCACCAUCGCGAUCACAUCCCUGGCCACAGACGAGGAGGGAUGGCAUGGCUAUGUGGACGGGCUGAAAGCAUUCACCCAUCAGCAUGGCUAUGACGGUGUCGUGGUCCUCCUGUCCAUGCAGGAUGCAGUGCACCAUCCUCGCCAGCAGGUGGCUGUCUACUCCAACAACUCACAUGUCUUCAACCAGAUCUGCACUGAGCUAGAGGAGUCCUCCUCUUGGUCUCUGUCGGCUGAACCGGGAGAUGGAGAAAGUCUGCAAGUCUACCACAUUCCUAUAAACUCGUCUGCAUCUUCUGGCAUUCCUUAUGUGCUGGAGGAGGAAAUCCAGAACCUCCUCAAGGACUUUAUUAACCGGAGGAGCUCCGUAUUAGCCUGCCAUCCCAGCAGCAGGACCUCCUCCACGGAGGGGGUGGCAGGCAGCGUGGAGUUCUCUCAAGGGUCGUCUGGUAUCAAUGACAUGGAUGGUUCUGACACAGAGAGAGCAGAGGGCAGCAGUGAAAAUGUGGCUGUUGCAAGGGUGAUGGCAGAUGGGGAAGAGGAGAUGGGCGCUGUGGGAGUCAGUGCUGCAGAGCCGUUAAGCCCUGAUAGCGGUAUGACCACCAUUCGCAGCAGUCGCUCCUCAAAGGAGAGCUCAGUGUUCCUCAGCGAUGACAGUCCGGUGGCGGAGGUCUUAGCAGGAGGAGGCGCAGCUGCGGGGCCAGUAGGACUCUUUCUAAGGAGUCUGUCUCCUCUGGGGUUGUCGUCUCUCUCGCCGCCUGUGCCCCCUGAGAGAAGGAAGCACCGUUCUAGCAAAAAAAGCGGCGACACCUUUGACCUGUUCAGUUUUGACCCAUUGCACAACAGUGACCCGCCAGCGAAAGAGGACACGCAAAAUUCUGAGGGAGGAGUUGAAGGGGCGAGAAAAGCAGGAAGCUCCAGCUUCUCAGAACUCGAUGAGCUAAGUUUGGUAGAUUUCUCUGCGCCCAACUCAAUAGGAGGGCUUGAAAGUGGAAAUUCGUCAAUCGACCACCAGGGAUUACUUCUUGGGAAUGAGAUCACGGACACCAUGGUACCCCCAACACCAGUGAACAGCCUGGCGGGCAGUCGUCCACCCAGCAGCUGUGGCCUCAGGUUCUUCCCUGAAGAUGUCAUAGAAAGGAUCAAUGGUCUGCAGUGCAAAGACAGCACGUCCUCAUCGUUGUCAGAGACCUGGGAUGAACUUAGCUUUGACGCACAGGGAGUCUUGUCUUCAGGCGAUAACAGGCCUAAAGACUCUGGAAGUCCUCAGAAUGUCAUGAAUGAAGUUAGCAAAGCUUCAGAAAAAGAAAACGGAGACAUCUUAAAAUCUGAUAGUUCCCAGCAGAGGAUAGGAAGGCUCGAGCCUCAGCUGAGUUUGAUCAUUGAUACGAGUCCAUCACAUGAAAACUGGAAUCCAGACUCUGUGCUCAGGGAUCAGUGGAACACCAUAUCUUUACAUGAUCUUCAACUGACACCUCCAGACGAUGAUGUCACUAGAAAAAACAAACCUGCCAUUAUUGUAGGUAAAGGGAGUCCCCCCAUAACAUCAAAAAAGAAAAUAAUUUUAAACACUUUAACGCCAGAGACAUCCAAAGAAGAGGAUGAAGGUGUACAAAGCAAAAAGGGGACACAGCAGCUGGAGCUUCUGGACUUCUGGACUUAUUCAGCUCAGAAAGGAUUUCUCAAGUCUGACAGUGGAACCACCACCUCCUACCCAGAAUCUCUAGACAUGUGGAACAGGACAAUCAGGGACGACAGCUUAUCACCGCUCACGACCCCAGAGAAUUUAUCUGAAAACUCUGGUUCCUUUUCUUCAUUUAAUCUCACUGCUAUGAAAGACACUUCUGUGGAAAGUUCACACGGAUAUUCCGACACAGGGAUGAAGAUGUGGAACACUACCAUACAGGAAGACAGCUCUUCCGCAACAAGCAGUCCUGAAGGCCAUGACAACGAAAAACACUUGAGUCAUGUUGGAUCACCGGACUCUCUUGAGGCUCGUGUUUGUAAAGACAGUGAUCUGUCUCCUGUGCCUGAAGAUGUUGAGUGGAGAAACCAUGAUUUCAACGUGAGGAUUGUAAUCGAAGCUGUAGAUGGCGGAACACAAAGUGAGGAACUAGAAAACAAGGAAGUCUUAGAGGGUUGUGCCACUAAACCUGCUGAAGAUGACUUUCCUGCUCACCAAAGCAACAACCUGUGGGAUCUACCAGUCCCCACCAUGGUGACGUCUACCUCCGAGUAUGACAAUAUUGGAGCUGGAGCAUGGAGCCAUGCAUCUUCACCUGAAAACUAUGGCAGUCCGGGGGUCGAUAUGAUCCAGCUUGAAGCUCAGUCCAGCCCAUUUUUAGUUUUUACCAAACCUAUACAGACAGAUGAGUUGAUAAAUCAAGACCAGACUGCUGAUUCUUCCAGACAGACAGAAUCCACUGCAGAUAGGGAGCAAACAGCCAAGCAGGUGUUCCUGUUUGAUUGUGGUAUAGACAAAUGUGCAGAAAGUAAGUAUGAGAGCAUCAGCAAAGAGGAAAUAGAGGAGAGUCUCUGGAUGGAACAACCUGGAGAUCGUUCCCCUUUUGUGUUGCUGGAACAUCUCACUGCCACGCAGCAAAUUUCAAUGACAGAAGAAUCUGAUUUAUUAUCUCCUCUGUAUGAUAACAUUUUAUACAACAAAGAUGAAAGCCAAGAAGGAGAAAAAAACAAUGAAAACAUUGAGGGAGGAAUCAAAGAAACUGUAUCCCCAAGCAUCCAUCCAGACAUGGAGGUAGAUGCAUUCAGAAACCCAAUCAGAUCUGACUCGGGUGAGUUACAUUCUCAUGGAGAUCCCCUCUCAGGUUUGGAAAUGGAAUACAUUGUGGUGCCAGACACUAAUAGAGAGGGGUCUAACAGUUGCGAUCAGCAAUUAAAAGGAUUAAGAAAAUCCUUGGAGGCCUUCGGCAUGCUGUCUUAUGCUGCAGCAGUACUGAAAAAUCAAGGAGAAGCUGCACAUCAAAAACAGCUUCAGACUUCACUGCAAAGCACUGAGGACCAAAGCAGAAGUGGGAACUCUGGUUCCUGUGCAGACACAGACCUAAAUCAAGCUAUCUCCACUAUUCAACACCAAGCUAGUCUUGACGAUACCAUCGAGCAUGAGCUGGUGCCUGAAACAAUCGCACCAUCUAAAUCAAACUCCGAAGCUCUCCAACAAACAGAUUCCAAACCAACAGAAGACGCAAGUCAUGAAAGUGAGUCCAGCCCAGUGGCUCGAAGUGUAUCUCCAUCAUUAAGAUAUCCGUCAGAUCACUUCCUGAAAACCAGGGAAGAAGUGUACGUUCAUUCCCAGAUAUCGAUGGAGGAUUCCGAUGAGGGCGGGAUGUCACCCACUGCACCGCCAAAAAGUGCCACCUCCUUGGGUGACUUUCACGCCUGGGGAGAACAACUUUUGAGACAAGGUUCAUCUCAAAAAACAUCUGAGCCACCAUCCCUCACUAACAGUACGAACUCCCAGAACAGCUCUGCGAUUGGCACUCCAUUACAUGAGUUGUCUCCAGAAAAAAGCCUUGGUUUACCAUUCUCUGGAGAUUUAAUGGAAGAGGAGAACGAUGAAGACGACAACGAAGAGGAAGCAAACACAGAUUGCUCAUGCUUUCCAAAAUGGACUCCAGUCGUACAAAGAAAUAAGGGAGAUGUGAAAGAGUUUGGAUCUUCUGACCUGCUCAGCUUUACCGAGGACCAAGCUGGAGGUUGUUCAUUUCAACCAAAAGAUUCACAGACACUGCAGACAGAUAGAGAUAGCUUUCUACUGAACAGAGACGAUCAUUAUGACCAACAACCUGUGAAGAUAGGCAAUUAUGAAGAAUGGCCUUCUCAGCAACAUGCUGGAGAAUAUGAUGCGUCUAGAGAUCCAUAUUCAUUUGUUUUAAGAAAUCACCAGGAUAUGACCUCGGCACCGCCACCCCAGCCAACCAAUGACAAUGCUCCAUACCAGUGGGCAGGGGGUCAGGACACAUCUCAAGUCCAAAGCAAGUAUGGCUACAACUACCAUCACAUCGAUCAAAGAACUGAAAACCCAUACGCCUACGCUUACUCAUCCUGUGGAGAUCCCAAACCUGACAGCCAGCAGGAAACCAGUCACGUCUACGCUGAGUUUACAACUGAUCCCCCAGCUGUACAGUACACAUCCGAGCGUCCCGAGAACUAUUUUGAAACGGGAGCUAAUCCCCAGUGCAGCCCAGAUGACACACGCUUCAAGUAUCAGACCAAAGCUGAACAUCAGCAUGAGUCAGGCCGUUCUCAUGCUCACAAUGAGAUGGAGGAUCAUGCUCAGUACGUGUCAAAAGGAUACGUUGACGUUUUGUCGAGACACUCUCAGCAAGAAGUAGAUGCAACCGAGAUGAUGUUGAUGAAGACGGCCUCCUGUGAGGAGCUGGAUAACAGAGAAGAUCCUCCGUCAUCCGUGGACACAUCUGGAGGGUCUAACCAGCGGAGGAAGUUGGCUGCUCCUCCUAUGGAUGUGUCGUUGGACCACAGUGAGGGGUCUCUGCUCUCGGAAAAUGCUCUGGACACCGAGGACGAGGCGCUGGACACGGGGGACGACCUGGAUGUGAACAUCGAUGAUAUGGACACGCCUGAUGAAGGCGACUCGCUGGAGUUCAGUGUGAACGCAGACUCCGCUGAGGAGUCCCAUGCGGCUGCAGGAGCAGCUCCCUCUGCUUCCCGCCAUGGAGCAGCAGAGGAGAGCAGAGGCAGCCGGCUGUGGAGGAGCGUCCUGAUCGGAGAGCAGGAGCAUCGCAUCGACAUGAAGUGCAUCGAACCGUACAAAAGAGUUAUUUCUCACGGAGGUUACUAUUCUGAACAGAAUGCCAUCAUAGUGUUCGCUGCAUGUUUUCUGCCUGACAGCGACUGUGACAACUAUAGCUACGUAAUGGAAAACCUUUUUCUGUAUGUAAUUAGUACGUUAGAACUGAUGGUAGCAGAAGAUUACAUGAUUGUGUACCUGAAUGGUGCCACUCCUCACAGAAGGAUGCCAGGGUUCACAUGGAUGAAAAGGUGCUACCAAAUGAUAGACAGAAGACUCAAGAAGAACUUGAAAAUGUUCAUCAUUGUUCACCCUUCCUGGUUCAUUCGGACAUUGUUGGGAAUCACCAGGCCCUUUAUAAGUUCCAAAUUCAGCAGUAAGAUCAAGUAUGUGGGAACUCUGAGGGAGCUUGGAGAACUGAUACCGAUUGAGUAUAUCCACAUUCCACCCAGUGUCCUGAAAGUCGAUAAGGGACGCUCAGCUGAUUGAUGGGACUGCUGCCCACUUCCUCCCUGCAUUAUGCUGCAUUCUUUACCACAGCAUGUCUUGAACAUGAAAGCCGGCCUGCAGCAUGAUCUGUAUGGCACAGAACAUAAAAAAUAUGGGUCCAAACUGAAAAAUGCUGUGUUUCAAACAUCAGGUAUUCACGUGUACUUCGAGGAGAGUUGUAUGGCUGCUCAUCACAAUACAGUAAUCCUGUAUUGGCACUGCAGAGACUGUCACUGUGCUGGAGGAGAAAUGCUUUGUGUAUUUUUACACCAAACAUCACUUGACUGUGUUUGCCAUAUCCCUUUCUUAUAUAAAACAACUUUUUUUUUUUAACUUAGGUGAGUUUCCUCAUGUACUAACAAUAAAACUAUGAUAGUAAAAACUAAAACUUGUAAAGCAGCAACAUUUUCAACCAGACGUUUUAUUACAUUCCAUCUUUCUUUCUCCCUGGAAAAUAAAAUUGUUGAACUGUUAGAUUAUGACUAGAAUGUUAAAUGUUUCUCUAUUUAGGGUAGAGUAUAAUCUUAUGUAUUCAAGGUCUACAAAACUAUACUUGAGUCAUAAUUUUGUAAUGUUCUCUGUUGAGGGGGUUUGCACUUGAGUGAAAAAGCUGGUACAUUUAUAGUAGCAAAAUAAAUCCUCUCAAGCCUUUGAUUUGGUCGCAGUAAGUUAUCUAACUGAUUUGAAUAGAAAACUAUUUCAAAUUUCUGAUAUUUUCAGUAGUUUUUAUUGCCUGCAGUGGACAAAAAUACUUCAUUUUGUUGUCCAGUCCUGAGUUUAAUCUUUCAAAGAAUAUAUCUUACUUUUAAAACUGCAGGACUAGUUCGGAGCUGCAGCAACUAUUCGACAUAGUCUUAAAAAAACUGUGUGAUUAGGGGGACAGUUGUGUGUAAAAGUGCCUGCUGUCUGUUUUCUUUGUAUGUCUUUAUUUGUUGUAAACCAGUUUACUUCAUUAAAAAUGGUUUCCUCUGUUAUUUGUCUUUGUUUGAUUUUUAAUUGCAGUGAAUUCAUUAUUUGGCCUUGCUGGAAUGCUGCUUUACGUAGAAUUGUUUCAGUUUUUAUUUCUCGCUUUUUUUAAUUUUUGAAAUGAUUUUAAGCUGGUCUGUAAAUUAAUGUGGUUGUUUAUUUUCUCUGGAGACUCUCAAUGUGUAAAGGCACCAACAAUGUUGGCAUUCUCUUUUGUUGAAAAUAUCUGCAGAACACAUAAAAGUAACGUAAAGCAGUUUGGUCGCAACAUAAAGUUCAACUUCCAGGGAAGGCACAUCAAAGCUUAUUAUGAGAGAAGCUUAAAGGGGCCAUACCAUGAAAAAAAAAAAAAAAA